AUGCAGCCGCGCGCUGGAUCAUCGACAAAAAAGCACAAGCCGUCGCCAGCUGAGCCUGUACACCGUUAUGUGAUGGAUAAUUCAAGCUCUGAUAGUGGUUUGACGCGUGAAAGCUUGAACGAAAUGGUGAAUCAAAUGCAGUAUUCUAGCAGCACUGUUUUGUCGGCGUAUGAGAAUGAUCCUUACGUCUCAGCACAGGCGUCGGCCAGUACAAAUGGCUCGAAUCGCUCUGAGUCGGAUGGUUCCAUAGAUGAAACAAACUUGCGCCGCGAGCGAAACCGUAUUGCAGCACGCAAAAGUCGCCAACGCAAGUUGGAUCGUAUUUCAAAUCUUGAGGACGAAAAAAUGCGCCUUGAGCAGCACCGCGAUAUGCUUGUGCAAGAAAUUCGCAGCUUAGAGAAAAAGGAUUCGGUCUCCGCUUCCAACGUCGUUUUGACUAUUACUGAUAAGGAAUAUCAGCAGUUGCAGAAUAAACGCCUUCAAAUUAUAAAGAAUGUUGAAGAGGCCUACAAUUCAGGUGAUAUUUUAUCAACAGUCCAGUACUUCCGCGAUGACUCGAUCGUAAGUGGCCCGCAGAAUUCCGCUGUACACCUGCGGGGCAAGGAUGCUUUGGUGUUGGAUUACCUCUGCACAAAUUAUCUGUUCGGCGAUGUUCGCUUGCAUCAUGUCAAGGUGGACUGUGGUGGUCCGCGAAGUCAGCACUUUCGUGUGCACUGGGCGCUUUCUGGAACAAUAAAGAGCACUGGUGUCAGCAUGAAUAAAGAAUUUCUUGAGCUGAUUGAAAGCGUGAAGGGCCGUCGUGUCACCAUUGAUGGAGUCAGCAAUUUCUCUUUUAGCGGAGACAAAAUUGUUUACGUGCAUCGUACGGCAGAUCAGGCCAAGUUUCUCUCAGCGCUUGUAAACUUGAGUAAGCGGUAA
Plasmopara halstedii is the source of this 918-nucleotide messenger RNA. RefSeq lists its product as hypothetical. Gene Ontology annotation, molecular function: RNA polymerase II cis-regulatory region sequence-specific DNA binding; DNA-binding transcription factor activity, RNA polymerase II-specific. The record is from RefSeq and is a predicted model, not a curated record. The transcript has a single exon. Lineage: Eukaryota; Oomycota; Peronosporomycetes; Peronosporales; Peronosporaceae. Gene Ontology annotation, biological process: regulation of transcription by RNA polymerase II. Gene Ontology annotation, cellular component: transcription regulator complex. The coding region runs from base 1 to 918 and encodes 305 amino acids.